AUAAUUUUGUUUCAAGCCACUUAAGGUGCAAACCGCAGGGGAUAGUAUAUCUUUAACUUCUCCACUAGUUCACUGAAUCAGUAACUUCCAUGGCCAGGACUUCUUCUCUGCAUUUUGAAUCCGACGAGUACAGCGCUCGGUCCGCUAGGCUCGUUUCGAAUGUCAAAUUUCUCUUUCGUCUCGUUUGAAAUAGUCUAGGAAUUAUUUAACAACCCACAGGAAAUGCCGACGACCUCCUCAAUUACCCAUUCUCCUGUGCUGAAUAACUCAGCGCGCCAUGGAUUGCUACAAUCCCUGCAAUCCGUAUUUUGGCGCCCCACCCAAGGCUCUCAUCCGAUCUGAUAUCUGGUUCGCCGAUGGAAAUAUUGUCCUCAUCGCCGACUCUGCCGCCUUCAAGGUACACCACGGUCAACUAGAAAGGCACUCGGAGGUGUUCCGUGACUUGUUUUCUGUCCCGCAGCCCCUUGACCAGAACCUCGUCGACGGUUGUCCUUCAGUCGAGCUGCAUGAUCGACCAUCGGAUUUAUACCACCUGCUCAUUGCGUUGUAUGAUGGAAUCUACUUCACGAAGCACACUUCAGCCGAUUUUGGCGCUAUCUCCGCCGUACUCCGUCUUUCCACAAAAUAUUUCAUCGAGCACCUACGCGAACGCUGCGUCGCCCGUCUCGCCAUAGACUGGCCCACAUCACUCCCCGACUGGGAUCGCAGGGAGAACGACGGGAUAGAUCAAAAGGGCCGCUAUAACCCCCGCGACACGCUCCCCCACCCAAUCCUAAUGCUUGAGCUCGCUUACGAGCUCCGCCUCGACGCCUUCCUCCCCAGUGCGUUCUACGACCUCUCUCGUUACGGUCCCAGCAAGAUUCUAGCCGGCACUCGCGGUCCCCCACCCAUCUUCUCCACUGAUGGCGAGCCCGAAGGCCAGCUCGUCCGCCUCUCAGACAAUCACUUGUGCAUGACAUUCCUAGGCCGUGAGGCUGCGCAGAUGUACGUACAUACCUUCCUCGAAUCUGCACUUCGCGACCGCCCGUCAAUCAACUGCACGAACGCAGGGAAGUUGAGCGCCGUGCACUGCGUUGAGUCAUUCUACUUCAUACACCUCAACGUUCUGCGUUCCGUUGGUGGGAUUGCGUGCGGACGUGAUGCAGAUCCGUUGCAUACGCUUCUACAAGCCGCAGAGAUGUUGGAUAGGACAGACUUUUCAGAUGGGGAGAAGACGUGUGGGUUGAAAAUGUGUUCGGUAUGUAAGACUGAGUUUCAGGAUGCCGUUAAGAAGGCAAGGCUGGACGUAUGGGAGCUGAUUCCGGAGUGGUUUGGGCUCAGGGAGUCAUAUUUUGCGGAGGAUAUGAGCUAGAUCUUUUAUAACAUUUAUCGAGGUAUUAUGCUUUCGGAAUGCGCAGUUAUCUCAACAC
Messenger RNA from Suillus paluster, 1409 nucleotides. RefSeq lists its product as uncharacterized. The record is from RefSeq and is a predicted model, not a curated record. Bases 278 to 1351 code for a protein of 357 amino acids. Gene Ontology annotation, molecular function: protein binding. The transcript has 2 exons. Lineage: Eukaryota; Fungi; Basidiomycota; Agaricomycetes; Boletales; Suillaceae.